Corylus avellana is the source of this 672-nucleotide messenger RNA. Lineage: Eukaryota; Viridiplantae; Streptophyta; Magnoliopsida; Fagales; Betulaceae. The record is from RefSeq and is a predicted model, not a curated record.
GUUAUAAAUACACUACGUCCUCAUUGGACAUGCCCCUCUCCACCAUCUCUCUCUCCCUCCGUCGGUCGCCCUGUCACGCAACUCAACUCAUCCAUUUGCUUUAAAUGUUACGCUCACCGUAACACCAUGUUACUCCGCCCGUAAUCUUGGCGCCGGGUUUGUUAUUCAUCCAACGCUUCAGAAAUGGCCGCGAUACAAGGAGCCGGACCGUUUUCGCCGUCGCCGUUAGCCAAGUCAAGAUUUGCGAGGAUCGUACUGGAGACUAAUGCGACUAGAAUUGGCCUCCACGGCGUCGAUUUCAGAUCGAGCUUUCUUAAACCGAUCAAAGCAAUGGCGAACGACUGCGGCGCUGCCGUUUCUGGUAAGAAUCUGAGCCAGAUGGCGAAAACCGUAGGGAAGGCGACAAACAUUGUGUGGCACAAAUGUUCAGUGGACAAAUGUGACAGGCAACAGCUGCUUGAGCAAAAGGGAUGUGUGAUAUGGAUGACCGGUCUUAGUGGUUCAGGAAAAAGCACUCUGGCAUGUGCUUUGAGUCGAGGCUUGCACGCGAGAGGAAAGCUGACCUACAUUCUUGAUGGUGACAAUGUUCGGCAUGGUCUAAACAGUGAUCUUGGUUUUAAAGCAGAAGAUCGUGCAGAAAACAUACGAAGAAUUGGUGGGAAGAGAAGCUAA